UAGGUGCCCGUAAGCCCAUCAAGUGAACAAAGUAGAGUUUCUUUCCUAGAGGGUGUAAAAGAAAAUGGUUCAACAAGAAAUCCGAAAGGGUCCAUGGACAGAACAAGAGGACUUCAAAUUGGUCUAUUUUGUUUCCUUAUUUGGAGACCGUAGAUGGGACUAUUUAGCAAAGGUUUCAGGUUUGAAUAGAACAGGUAAGAGUUGCAGGUUACGGUGGGUUAAUUACCUGCACCCUGAUCUCAAACGAGGGAAGCUGACACCCCAAGAAGAGCACCUCGUGAUGGAGCUUCACUCCAAAUGGGGAAAUAGAUGGUCAAGAAUUGCUCGUAAACUACCAGGGCGAACGGAUAAUGAAAUUAAGAAUUUUUGGAGGACCCACUUGAGGAAAAAGAAGGCUCAAGAGAAAAAGCGAGGAGAAACUGCAUCACCUGCAUCUUCUAGUUGUCAAUCUUUACUGUCCUCAAACAAUCAUGUUGUGGAUUAUUCACAUGCUUCCAAAAAAGCUGGAGAAGAAAGCUUUUAUGACACUGGUGGAGUAGAUGGUGAAAAGGGGUACUGCUACUCUAUGGAUGAUAUAUGGAAAGAUAUUGCUGAGUCAGAAGAGAACAUUAAUCUUCAACCUCUAACACCUUCUCCAACAUGGGCACAUGCUAUGGGUGAUGGAUGAAGAAGAAAGUAACAAGAUGUUAUUCUCUAUAAUGAGUGACCAAUAUUUUUCUUGCUAUGAACAAGACAAGCAUUUCUAACCGGCUAAUUAGGAUUCUUUUUCCAAGUAUCAAUAUUUUGUUCAUACGUGUGUCAUCUAUCAUAAUAAGAAAGCCUAAUAUGUAUAGCAUAGCAUCUCUCUGAGCUUUCACCAUGGUUCUUCAUAGUGUGACAUAGCUGUAAUCAAUUUCAAGUGUGACUGUAGUUUAUGUCAAUUAACGUUUAUGAUUUUACUUUAAAAAAAC
This is a messenger RNA of Abrus precatorius (Indian licorice), 950 nucleotides long. Its product is annotated as transcription factor MYB48-like. The transcript is spliced from 3 exons. Bases 65 to 667 code for a protein of 200 amino acids. Lineage: Eukaryota; Viridiplantae; Streptophyta; Magnoliopsida; Fabales; Fabaceae. Gene Ontology annotation, molecular function: sequence-specific DNA binding; DNA-binding transcription factor activity. The record is from RefSeq and is a predicted model, not a curated record. Gene Ontology annotation, cellular component: nucleus. Gene Ontology annotation, biological process: regulation of DNA-templated transcription.